This is a messenger RNA of Alligator mississippiensis (American alligator), 1603 nucleotides long. RefSeq names its product pituitary tumor-transforming gene 1 protein-interacting protein. NCBI's taxonomy places the organism in Eukaryota, Metazoa, Chordata, Crocodylia, Alligatoridae. Gene Ontology annotation, biological process: protein import into nucleus. The transcript has 7 exons. Gene Ontology annotation, cellular component: cytoplasm; nucleus. The record is from RefSeq and is a predicted model, not a curated record. Bases 31 to 558 code for a protein of 175 amino acids.
GCGCGUGCGCAGACGGCGGUUGGCGCCGGGAUGGAGGCUCUGCGGCUCUGGGCUCUGUGUCUGCCGGGCUUGGCCCUGAUGCGGAUCUGCGCGGCCACCCGGACUCCCCCGGUGCCCAGCACAGCAUGCUCUGAUUUCUCCAACAAAUCCUGUGAAGAAUGUCUAAGAAAUGUUUCGUGCCUUUGGUGUUACACACACAACACUUGUGUGGACUACCCUGUAAGGAGUAUUCUUCCAUCCUCUUCGCUGUGUCAUCUCUCAGCUGCUCGGUGGGGAGUUUGCUGGUUAAACUUUGAGGCCCUUAUCAUCGCCAUAGCUGUAAUAGCAGGACUCAUCCUAGUGUCCGUAAUUGCUUGCUGCUGUUACUGCUGCUACUGCAGAAAGUCUACUCGGGGACCAAGUGAAGAGGAAGAAAGAUUAGCCAGAGAUCGAGAAGAGAGACGACUGCAAUCUCUCCAACGGAAACAGGAAAGAAAAGUGAAACAUGAUGAAAUACGCAAGAAGUAUGGUCUUCUUCAGGAUUCAGAUCAUCCUUACAGCAGAUUUGAGAAUGAGUAGAAACACCCACGGCUGUAAAAUUUAGGAUCCAGAAGAAGCAUGGCCUUUUAUUUUGCUUUUAAGAGGUCUUCAGGAUCAUUUCUUUUCCUCAAGUUUAAAAUUGUGAAAUUAAGUAUUCAUAAAUCUUUACUAAAAUAUGUAUUUUUAUCUGUCUAAUUUACCUUUUUAGCACUAAUUUUUAUGAAUCUUUUUGAUUCUUGAAAUAUUCACCAUGUUUGCUGCCUGUAAAUGUGAAAUGUCAACUUUCCUCUUUUUAUUUUUCCUUUAGGCAUCAGAUUUCUAAGGUUUAUCAUGUAUUGGAUUUGACACCUUAAGUUACUUUUCUCCAGAAAAAAUAUCUUUUGUUUCUAUGUUUAUAAAUAAAAUUUUUCUUCCUAAAUCUGUUUGUACAGAUAAGAGAUAGCAAGAGGAGAAGAACUGUUUGACACUAGAGAAAUAUGUGGUUAUUAUUGUUGGCAAGAAAUAAUUACAGUAGACCAAUUUUUCAAUACCAAAACAGUAUAUGAAAGUAAAGAUGGCUAAUGUGUGAGGUUUCUUAUUAAGUAUAACUUGAUAUAGGAGUGAAAGUGUUGGUAUGUCAUCAGAGUAUGCCCUUGAUAUGCAGAAAAAGCACUUCAUUAGCAGGACUGACAAAAAAAAUAUUUGUAAUAUGUGCAAAAUCUGAAUGUAUAUGUGUGUCUACGAUCGAGAGAAAAUAUCAGGCUGUGUAAACAUUUUGUGCUGUGAACAAAUCUCUACAUUAAAAUUACCAUCUAUUAAUAAGAUUGCUUCAGCUUAACCGUGUAAUGAUUUUGUAAUGUUUUGGGGUUUUUUUAAAGGAAAUUUCAUAGCAUUGUAAGUUCUUUCUUUAUUAGUGGAUUCUGUUCCAUGUUUUGUCUCUUUAUUAACAGGCCUUUGAGCAUUUCAGAUACGUCAGCAAUCAGAGGCUGAUUUUGACCUUUCUCCCCCUCUUUUCAACUAAUGUGAAUUUCCAAGUAUUCUAUAGAAUUGAAAUAACCUAAUUUAUUGUGUAUUACCUUCUAUUAAAUAAAUUUACAGUACUGAA